This is a messenger RNA of Dibothriocephalus latus, 324 nucleotides long. Lineage: Eukaryota; Metazoa; Platyhelminthes; Cestoda; Diphyllobothriidea; Diphyllobothriidae. The record is from the annotation of a GenBank genome assembly.
GGAAUGACGGGCGGCAUAAUACUGGGCGGUAUUCGCAUUCAGCAACAGGCCAAAACGGAGGCAAGUAGGUUUCCCGAUGCUUUUUUCAGACAGUCUCUUCCAGAAACUUAUGUGCUGAAAACUCUGGAUAGGUAUGCCAGCUUAGGAGAACUUCACAGGGCCUCACUUCUCGGGGAUCCUAUUUUGGGUGAAUUGAUUGACAAGCUGAUCGAAAGUUCUCGAAAUUGGUCUCGCAUCAUCGAUAAGAUGGCCCGCCGUAUCCGCUGCACACAGAACACGGUCCCAAUCAGUCCCCAUAUGGUGAGCAAGUCCUUAAUCACUUAA